Stegodyphus dumicola is the source of this 2942-nucleotide messenger RNA. RefSeq lists its product as uncharacterized. NCBI's taxonomy places the organism in Eukaryota, Metazoa, Arthropoda, Arachnida, Araneae, Eresidae. The record is from RefSeq and is a predicted model, not a curated record.
AGAUGAAAAUAGCUGGAGGUUGUUGCCUUAUUUGUGCACUUCUGUGUGUUGUAAUAACAGUCACUACAACAGUAGUUCAUAUGAAUAGGUUACAGACACUUCAUGAAUGUGUCUACACUCCUCAAAGCAAAACUUGCAUGUGUGUGUCAGCUAUUGGGGAUCACAGUGCACAAGAAGCACAUCGUUUCGUUUUCAAUAACACUCCGAACUGUGAAGUUGUCCAUGGAAGCUUGUAUUCUUGCCUGCGUGUUCUCUUUAGUUUUUCUGUACUGGGCAUUCUUUUAUGCAUAUCAUGUUCAAUGUUGAUAUAUCAGCUCCAUUCACAUGAGAAAAAAAGGGUUUACUGGGAACAGCUGGAACUGAGAAGAAGGUUUUUGUCCCAACGUCAGCCUCAUCAUUCCAUUUGUGGAUGCUAUGAUGAAUUAUAUCCUUGGCAGUUGUGGGAAAUGCUUGAUUAUAGAUAUCUUGCUCCGCAUAAUAAUUUGCCAAAUAAUUCUGGCGAAGAAGAACAUUGUCUUCCAUCUACCUCAUCUCCCACUAGAAAUGCAAGAUCAGGUGGUGACCACUGUGUUUCAGCCUGGAAUUGGCUACCAUGGCCUAGGCAGAUAAGUGAAAGAAGUAGAAUAAAUCUGCAUGAUAGAUCUGAUGGCCAACCAUUAAGGCAAAGUUUUAUGAGACGCUUAAUGUCAAGAGACGUAAGGAAUCAAGCAGUUAAUGGAUCGGCAGAAGACUCUUGCUCACUUUCACAGUCAGUAGGGACUUUGCCCUGGAGAAGUGAAUGCAUACAUAUUUUUCGACCCAGUCCACAUAAUACAAAUUUUUUUCCUCCUGUGCGUUUUGGAAUUCGAGCAAGAAACAUGCCUUAUGGUCGACCUCACAGCAAUCAUCGCCGAACAAGAUCAAAUGAUGGAAUUUUCCAUCAUCUUCACAUGAAUGCACCACCUCGCUAUGCACAACCAUAUUCCUUAAUUGAUGCUAAUGGAGGAAUCAGCUGUCACUUUUCAGGAUGUGAAAUUCCACGUUACAUGUGGGGACCUCCUCCGCCUUACUCACAGCCACCAUCAACUGAGAACAUAGUCCAACUACAAAGCAGGCAGUCUGUUAUAGAACUUGAACGAUUAAGUAGUGGCAUGGAAAUACCACACUGUGAUAGAGUCUACACAAAUCUGGAUAUGGAACAUGGUGGAAAUGGUUCAGUAUCUUCAAAGAUCAGCACGCCCUUAUCAGAAAGACGAUUUUUGUGUCAUAAUUUUUCUUCAGAAGGAAUUAGAUUAACUAUUGGCAGCAAUUAUACCAACAUAUGUACUCAGGAUGCCGUGACCAGAGAGCAUAAGCGAGAGGAAACAUGUAUUGUUGAAGUUCAUGUACCUUAUAUAUUUAAUAAAAAAGAUAUUGUUUUCAAUACAUUACCUACAAGAAGCUGCAGAAAGAAAAAUACAAAUCAUUUUAAAUCGUUGUCAAAUAUUCCACUUAGUCUAUCCCGUAAAAUAAAUAAUGCAAAAAAUGAAAAAUCAGAACACGAACAACUUUCAGUAGUUAAACCACAUUGUGACAUAGAAGUAAAUACAAAUGCAACAGUGCGUGUUACUGAUUCGAAUAAUGUGUGUCAUUUGCAUGAUCUGAAGAGAAUAACAAAAGAGCUUUUAUGUACUGAUUCUGUUGUUAGUAAUUCAUUGGAGACUGAUACUUCACCAAGUUCACUUAGUUAUCAGCCUGCAACAGUUGAGGUACCUGCACAAUUUAAGGCCAGUCUUGCAACUGCUACUAGCCCAUCUACCCCAGUAACAGAAAACUUUACACUUACUAGUAAAAUGUACGCACAGUCCAUGCCUAAUUUAAACCUUUCAAAUUCUCUUCCUAGAAACAUUCGUAGUAGAGUGCCAUCAAGUGGCAACACUUCGACAUCUCAAGAUUUUGCAGACUUUGAGUUGGAGGAUGAUAGUUCUCCUUUGGUUUUAUGUAGCCCUAUAUCCGAUAUUCGAUCUCUUCCUCCUUUGCCAGAUGAUGAUGCAUCUGACAGUUCCUCGUUGUAUCCACCAUGUCCUCGUUUGUUUGCAUGUGACCAUGAAGCUCUAUUUUCUAAUGAUUCUAGUUCCGUCUCCUGUGAAGUGACAAUGGAGAAUGCACUUAGCACUGAUUCUUCAUCUUGCGAAAUAAUAGUAGUGGGAGAUGGUGACAGACAAUUAUCCAGAACUUUACACUGCAGGUCCACAGAAACCACAUUUGUGCCAUUUUCAUCAUCACCAUCAAUCAUCAUAAGCAAACGUCCUCCGACUGAAUGUUCAAUCGACUGUAAAAUUCGGCAUCUUCAUCACUAUCAUCCUGAAAAGAUUGAAGUUCAUGAGGUAUCUGAACAGAUGAGGGGAAAUGAUUUUAACUUGUCACAGGAAAGGACUAGUAAUUUUGUUGUCACUAUUAAAAGUGUGAAUGUUUAAGUCGCUUAUUUUGUUAUGAAUAAAUUGUGCAGUUUUGUAGCUUGUGUCUUGAUACAUGACAGUGAAUGAGACAAAAAGUUAUAACGUGGCUUUAUAUAUAUAUUUGUGGGACCAUAUCUUUUUAUGCUAACUUCAUCCCCCAUAUUGGGAGGCCUCAUUACUGAAUUUGUGGAUCUAUUUUUUAUAGGAAAUGAAUUGUAGCCGUGUUAUUUAAGUAUGCUAAGUGAAAAAUCUUAGUAAUACAUGCACAUAAUUUAGUUAAUGUAGUUUCUAUGUGAUUUUGUUAUAUUAGUCAUUGUUAAAUUCUAAAAAUUAUUUUAAUUCACUGUUAAAGUUUUUUUUUUUUUUUUUUUAAACCCAAACAUUUAAAGACAUUUCUGACUGAUGAUUUUACUUUUACGCAUGUUUGACGAAAUUGUGAACUGUAUCUUGUUUGUUACUUUAGUGAUUUUGUUCAUGAUUUCAUCAAAGGAAAGCACAGUUUGAAAUAAAAUUAUAGUAAAAUAA